UGCUCCCAAUUGUACACAGCAUUGAUGCUCGUCAACUUCCCCCUCCAACCUACUUGAAAGCACCGUUCUACCACCUCUCACCACAGUAUACCUCCCCUAUGUACUUCCUUUGCAUCUAAUCUAAGCCUCCAAAAGACACUCUCUCUCUCUAUCUCUACUAUAGGACAAUCAUUAUUUCACAAAGGUCUUCCAAAAAAGACUUUUACAAGCCAAAAAGUUUGGAGUGAGGAGGGAAGGAAAAAAUAGAAAGUGUUUUUUUGAGAGAGGAAGCAGACCAAUUAAGCAAAGGCAAGGAAGGCACGUCACCUUGUUCGUUGUGAAAUCAUGGGUUGCUCAGCCUCAAGAACCAUCACCAUAGUGGCCAACAGUAAUCCAGAUCAGGAUCCCUCUCCUUCUGCUUCUCUUGCUUCUUCUUCUUUCUCUUCCUCUUCUGCUUCACACGUUAACUCCAACAAUUCUUCACCCCCGGUUAGAAGAAGAGCCCUUUCUCUCCCAAUGCCUCUUGUCCAUCACCCUCCCAUCAAAAAGGGCGACACACACCACCUUGUCUCCCUCACCUCCACCACCUAUGGCUCCCUUCUUCUCAUUGACCAAAAAGACCCCAACUUUACCCCAAAAAACCAACCCCACCUCACCAAAACCUCAAACCAAACUGAGAUAGAACACUCACUCUCCCCAGACUCGGUCAUCAACACUUGGGAACUCAUGGAUGGCUUGGAUGAAGAAGAAGAGGAGCGACAAGAAGGAGUUAUGAAGCCUCCUAACACUUCUACUUUAGACAAGCCAAGUUCAUGCAGGUACACAACAUUUGAUGGGUCUGCAAGGAAGAAACUUCUUGAUUCCUUUGAGUCACUGAAAACUUCACAAACAGUAACGGAAAACUCUUCCUCUCCAGCAUCAACCAAGAAGCCACUUUGGCAGCAUUUAUCUGAGGAAGCAUUGCUUGCUAAGUUGGAUCCAAGUGUGGCUUGGAGUUACAGGAGAGCAUUAUCAUCGAGGCAACUUGGUAGAAACACUCUACCUAGAGAUAUCAGGUCAAUGGGGUCUAGCCCUUUGGUAUUUUCUCCUUCUUUUUCAUUUUGUAAGAAUAAUUUGUGCCGUUUGCCUGGCACUGAGGACAGAAUAGUGCUUUAUUGUACUAGUUUGAGAGGGAUCCGGAAGACCUAUGAGGAUUGUUGUUCAGUUAGGAUGAUUCUGAGGGGCUUCAGAGUUGCGGUUGAUGAGAGGGACAUCUCAAUGGAUUCAUCCUAUAGGAAGGAGUUGCAGGAUGCUCUUGGUGGCAAGGCAGUGACCUUGCCUCAGGUCUUUAUCAGAGGGAAAUAUGUGGGAAAUGCUGAUGAGAUGAAGCAUAUGAAUGAGUCUGGAGAAUUAGCAAGGCUGUUGGAAGGAUUCCCCACCCAGGAGCCUGGCUUUGUCUGUGACAACUGUGGUGAUGCCAGGUUUGUUCCAUGCCCCAAUUGCAAUGGUAGCAGGAAGGUGUUUGAACAUCAAGAAGGAGGGUUGAGAAGGUGUCCUGAUUGCAAUGAGAAUGGCUUGAUAAGAUGCCCAGGUUGCUGUACAUGAUUGAUGGCAAUUAGUCCUGUGAAUCAGAAAAGCAAUUCUUGAUCACAAGCAUACCCAAGUUGAUCAUGUUGGUGCUGCGUUUGUUCGUUCAUUGGGGUGGAAUUGACAACCACCAAGAAUGCACCUUUAAGUUUCGUCCUUUGUUUUUAGUCAGUACUCCCAGUUGUUAUUUGUUUUAUGUCAGACUUUGCUUUAUUAGUGUUCAUUACCCUCUGAACAGCAGAAAAUAAAACUGACAAGGUUAUGAGUACAUGCUUAAUUUCUAAUUUCAAGUGUCUUAUC
Messenger RNA from Vigna angularis (adzuki bean), 1845 nucleotides. RefSeq lists its product as uncharacterized. Bases 325 to 1563 code for a protein of 412 amino acids. The record is from RefSeq and is a predicted model, not a curated record. NCBI's taxonomy places the organism in Eukaryota, Viridiplantae, Streptophyta, Magnoliopsida, Fabales, Fabaceae. The transcript is spliced from 2 exons.